Messenger RNA from Prunus persica (peach), 2894 nucleotides. RefSeq lists its product as uncharacterized. The coding region runs from base 379 to 2424 and encodes 681 amino acids. The record is from RefSeq and is a predicted model, not a curated record. Lineage: Eukaryota; Viridiplantae; Streptophyta; Magnoliopsida; Rosales; Rosaceae. The transcript has a single exon.
AAUAGAAAAAAAACAAAACAACAAUUGACUAAACCCACACGAGCUUUCUCUGCAGCUGGAUACCAUGAAAGUUUUAGGUAAAAUAUCUGCAUUCAUAUUGCUAAACGCAACUUCGUAGUAGGUGCAUCUUAAAGAAAGGUACUUGACUUGACUAUUCGAAGUUGGUACGAAUUGAAGUAUAUCACCCCAAAGGGAAUGAGGAUAGAAAUUUCCACAGGAAUAGCCAAAGCAAUUACCAUAUGAUUGUGGCACAAUGUCUCUUUUAAGUCAAUCCGGAGAAAAAGUCAUGCAAUCAAGAAAGAGUGCAUAAGUUGGUUGCUCAUAUGAAGCAGAACUGAGACUAGGCCAGGCUUGCUAGCUUAACCAAGGUAAAAGGGUAUGGUGAAAACUAUGAAGCUACCUAUACCGAAGGAGGUCUUGAAGAUAUGGGAUGAAUGGAAUCUGAGGGGCUGUAUUCUCUUGAGCCUUGCACUUCAAAUUUUCUUAUUUUUUUUUGCACCACUCAGGCAAAAAUGCAGAAGCAAAUUGAUUGUAGGGUUGAUCUGGUUGGCGUACUUGCUCUCCGACUGGGUUGCUGCGGUUGCAAUUGGGGUAAUCACCAAAAGCCAGGGUAACCCUUGUGACUCUGGAAAGAAUAAAGACCUUUUAGCAUUCUGGGCUUCAUUUCUUUUAGUGCAUCUUGGUGGCCCUGAUACUAUUACUUCUUUUGCUCUAGAGGACAAUGAGUUCUGGCUCAGGCAUUUGAUUCAACUCAUUCUACAAGUCCUGGCAGCUGCUUACAGCUUCUAUAUGACACUUUUAGAAAACAAGCUUUGGUUCCCAACAGUCCUAGUGUUUGUUGUGGGAACUAUCAAGUUUGGGGAGAGAACAUGUGCUCUGUAUCUUGCUAGCUUGGACCAUUUUGGAGAGAUUGUAUUGCCAGAGCCCGAGCCUGGGCCUGACUAUGAAGAGGCUGUGGAAAUAUACUCUACAAUGAGGUCAGUCGAAGUUCCAACACAAGUAGAGCUGCCAAUAAGACCAAUGCACAUUGGGAAUUAUAGGAACCCCAAAUUUACAGUUGAAGGAGUUCUUAAAGAAUCUCUAGAUGACGUUCAGUUACUGCAGGAAGCAUAUCGCUUCUUUGAAAGUUUCAAAGGGCUCAUUGUUGGUUUCCUUCUGAGCUCCAAAGUUCGAGAACGCAGCCGAGAUUUUUUUCUCAAAAGAACCCAUGUUAGUGCUUUCCAAUUGAUAGAGUAUGAGCUCAGCUUCAUGUAUGAGGUUCUCCAUACCAAGGUGGUUGUGGCUCGUCACAAAGUUGGGUACAUUCUCCGCUUACUUACCUUCUGUUCAACAAUUGGUGCCUUGAUGUUAUUUGCUUUAGUUGGAAAACAUAAGUUUGAUACGUUUGACAUUGCGCUUACCUAUGCUUUGCUUAUUGGGGCCAUAAUCCUGGACACUCUGUCUGUGUUGAAUCUCAUUUGUUCAGACUGGACAGUCAUUGCCUUCAACAACAUAUGGAGCAGAUCAUAUAUUGGUGCAUUGAUAUUGAAACUCAAAAGGGGAAGGUGGUCUGGAUCGGUGUCCAAGUAUAAUAUGAUAAGCAAUUGCCUGGAUGAGCAUCCAGAAUGGGUGUACACUUUUGCUGGUUAUAUGGGCGUUAGAGGAAUUCUAGAUAAAAUAAAAGUCUGUUUUUUUUCAACCUCAGAGGCAGUCACUGAAGAUGUCAAGAAAUUUUUGUUCAAGCAGCUGAGGAUAAAAUCUUUGGAAGCAAACAACAGAAGAGCUGCCAUGGAGGCAUCUUCACAAAGAGGUGACUGGGCUCUCCUGCAGACUUCAAACUAUCUGGAACUCAAAUGGAGUGUAGGGGAAUGUCAAUAUGCAGAAAGUGUUCUUCUGUGGCACAUAGCAACGGAACUCUACUUCGCGAAAAAGAAGCCCAACGCUGAUCAGGAAAGAAGAGAAAUUUGCAAACUACUUUCAGAUUAUAUGUUCUAUCUUCUGGUGAUGCAGCAUAAUAUGAUGGCCCCAUUUUUGGGGAAUUGGCAUAUAGUUUUCCAGGACACACGUGCAGAGGCCAAGAGGUUCUUUCUCAAGCACAAAAUAACUGAUCAUGGGAAAGCUUGUGAAAAGAUUAAUGCUGUGGAAGCCAAAUUCAGAUCAGCCGCUGUGAAGGGUAAAAGCAAAUCUGUGUUGUUCGAUGCAUGUUUCCUAGUAAAACAGCUUGAAGAGGUCGAGGAAGACCCAUGGAAGCUAAUGAGCCGAGUGUGGGUGGAAUUAUUGUCCUAUGCUUCCAUUAAAUGUAGACCAAUUGUGCAUGCUCAGCAACCAAGUAGGGGUGGAGAACUUCUGACUUUCACUUGGCUACUGAUGAAUCAUCUGGGCUUGGGAACACAAUUCUAUGAGCUGGAAAACCAAGCUGGAACCAAAAUGGUGGCAGUUAAGUAAAGGAACCAAAUGAAAAUCAUAUGGGCUUGGCUUUUCAUUUCUUUAGAAGGGGAUGGUUGAAAUGAAUCACAGCUUUGUUGCAGUUUAUUUUCUUGAAAUUGUUGGGAUUUUAGGGUGAAUAAGAAAGUGAUUUUAUUUAUUCAGCAAUGGAUGGGUACUCGGCUUACUGGCCUUCAACAACUAGAAACUGUUUACUAGGCUUUUCGGCCUUUUUCCUAUUUUCUGGCUUAUUGGCCUUUUCACUCUUUUUUUUUUCCUUUUUUUUUAAUUUAUAUUUUUUAGAAGAACAAGAAAGUGAUUUUAUUAGGACUUUUCUAGAAGCCUACAAGAAUUAUGCCCUAAAGCUUGACUUUGUCAAAAUUGGUAGACAUUUCAUGAGUUUUCUUCUAGAUUCUUCCAAAUUCUUCAAGACAAGUGUAUAUUAAAUUUAACACUCCUCCUUAAUGCACACUUGGAGCUAUAUUGCUAGA